This is a messenger RNA of Branchiostoma floridae (Florida lancelet), 5346 nucleotides long. Its product is annotated as ankyrin repeat and MYND domain-containing protein 1-like. The coding region runs from base 340 to 3885 and encodes 1181 amino acids. Gene Ontology annotation, molecular function: protein binding. The transcript is spliced from 16 exons. The record is from RefSeq and is a predicted model, not a curated record. NCBI's taxonomy places the organism in Eukaryota, Metazoa, Chordata, Leptocardii, Amphioxiformes, Branchiostomatidae.
UGGACUCAUUAUGCACACCAGACUUGGCACCACACACAAGUAUCGCCAUGGUAGGGUUGGUACUAUGACAUUUAUUAGAGGAACGAGCACUCCUAGUAGACAACUAUAGUCUUCUGAACAGUCCAUAGAUGUCAGAAGACGGGUAGAACCUGGUUUCAGGGUCGGAAAAAUCUCAAAGGUUGUCUGAAAAGGCGGGAAAAUUCGUGAUCUCAACUCCCAGUGAUAUCAAGACAUCCGGAAGUGGUGGUGACCGGCUGAGGAUUUCUCUGCCAUAGUCUACAUUUUCUUUCCCCUUCUUGACUAUUUGGGAACGUCUUCAAGAUCAUACAAAUCUUCAAGAUGCCUGUCAGGGAAGAGAGGAGUAUCCACGCCUUGUUGAGACUUCGGUCAGCCAAACAGGAAGAGAUUUUGGAGACUUCUCUUGACUACAAGAGCGGUGCAAGUUUCAGAGGGAACUUGGACGGGACGAAACGGGUUGGGAAAGGCGUCUUCGUCUGGCCCAACGGCGACAGGUAUGUUGGAGAGUUCAUGGACAACUCUCGCUCAGGGCACGGCCUGCAGGAAUGGGCUGACGGGUCACAGUACCAGGGAACCUUCGACAGGGACUUGAGACAUGGGACAGGGGAACACACCUGGGCUGAUGGACAGGGGUACAAGGGAGACUUCUUUCGAGACCGUCGCCAUGGUAACGGCACAUACACCUGGCCAGAUGGCACCUCCUUCACUGGAACGUUCUAUCUGGAUAAGAAGGAGGGGUACGGGGAGUUCUGCUUUCCUAACGGUAACAAAUUCCAGGGAUUAUACAAGAAUGAUGAGAGAUAUGGUCCCGGUGUCCUCACCUACCCCAACGGUCGCCAGGAUGUCGGACUCUGGAACAAGGAACGCCUUAUCCGGCUCUGUACACCAAUCAACGAAGUCUUCACCAUGCAAGAACACCCCGAGUUCGAGUACAACCCCACACUGCACAUCAAAGACAUAGAAAUCACAGAAAUCCUUUCCAAGCUAAAGCACGGAUCACAAGAUUCCGAGUUACCAACCGUACAAUACCUUACCGUUCCUCUCAGUACGGGCGUCCCAACUUCGCUCGCGCUCACCGACACAAACAGUACGGGGCGCGAUCCCACAGAUAGUAUCAUGCUAGAAUUCGAGGAGGUCAUUACGUCCGACUUGGACCCCAGUGUAGAGUUCGAAGAGCAGUUCUUCCACAACGUCUUAGAAAAGAAGCUAGAAGACGUGAGCACGGUUAUCAAAGCAGAGAACAAUACUCCAUCCCUCAUAGAGCUGCAGAAGCACAUCUACAGACACAGGCUCAGACAGAACACGGUAACGGCCGACAUUGAGGCAAUACUGAAGGGAGAUAGGGGCAAUUUCGGUAGGAAGGGACCGUUAGAACUGGCCUCGGAGGAUCUGAUAAGAGGCUCUACGCGUGGGGAUUUCCAGUUGGUGUACAAACUGCUGCAGAAAGGAGAGGUGCACGUUGAUGUGGCGGAUAGGAACGGUGUGACGUCAUUGCUAGGAGCAUCUGUCAACUGUCACCAGAACGUCAUCAACUGUCUCCUUGACAACGGCGCCGACGUCAACAAACUGAGCGACGAGGGAGUAUCUGCCAUCGCGGCGUGCCACAUCUUCUACUACCCCGUCGAUUCUUUCAAGUUCAACAUUGCCGAAAAGGGCAUGAAACCUCCUGAGUCCGAGAGGGAGGAAGCCACGACAGAAGCGGACACUUUGAGCACGGGCAAGAGGAGAGAUCCACGGCGCAGAAAAAAGCAACAGAAAACGGGAAUUGAUGAAACAGAAGCCCAGCUGGCCUUGGAGUUCGAGAAAGCGCUUGCAAAGAUGGAGGAACGCGAACCACUGCCAGGUGCUCCGAGUAAAGACUUGGUUACCGGCGACUCAGCGCACGUAGACAGUGGGAUCGACCUCAUGAGCGCCGAGGUCACCGAUGAAGCAAGAAGCCAACAGCUCAAAAUAAAUCUGACCCCCGAGUUUGCCACGUAUGAGGGAAUGUCCGAAGAGGACAACCAGUCUUACGACUGGAGACAUGCGAAGGAAAACCCCAGCGAACUUGAUUUUCACUUAGAAAAUGACGUCACCAGUGAUUUCGAGUCCAACGAGAGUCUGGUUAACUACAAGAUCGAAGUGACGGAACAGCUUAUAGAGAGAACUGCGACUGCGCUGAGUAUGAACGACCGGGUCGUGAGCAGACUGAGCAAGCAGCGGGACAACGGCACAGCCAGGCAGAUGGCCUUUGCCAUGUCGGAGCACAGUAUCAUGGAAGCUACUAUCAGGCUCCUACUACGGAGGGGUGCGGACCCCAAUGCGGCCCAGGUCCCCAUGCCAGCCAUGUUCUUUGCCAUCAAGGCUGCAGAUGUUGGUGCAGUGAAGCGCCUCCUGGAGACUCACGCCUCAACUACAGCACAGCUAGGACCAGAGAAAGGGGGCCUCGCUCCGCUGCACAUUGCAGCAGCCAUCCCAGGGGAGGAGGGGGUUGAUAUCACCCAGCUGAUCCUGAAGGCAGGGGCAGAUCCCGACAUGAGGGCACACGAGGACGGCACGGAAGAGGAUCAGAAUGGAAAACUGUCUGCGAUCGAAGGAGGCAGGACACCUCUUCACAUCGCAUGUGAGCGGGACGACAACAACUGGGAUGCCCGCUCUGUCGUGCGACUGCUCCUUGAAGCCGGAGCAAACCCCAAUCUCCUGUGCCAGGGGCACUCUCCACUGUCUCUGGCUAUAGGCAGUGGGAACGACUUGGCCAUUGAUGAGUUGCUGGAGUUCGGUGCGGACCCCAGCUUACCGCUAUCCCACGGUGUUGGUAGUGCCCUGUGUGCCGCCUCUUCUAUAGCCUGCGAACAUAGGAGACCACCACAUGCCAGGAUUGCACUGAUUGACAAACUGAUAAGGGCAGGAGCUAACAUCCUGGCCCCCAUCCCCAUCGGCCCUAAGAAACUGCAGGGCACUGCUGUGGACUAUGCUUACUUCGCAUUCAACCAAGACAGACGUAUUGCCCACACCCCCUACCACGCGCUGACCCACGCCGAGAGGGACACGUACAACGCCCGGCGCAAACUGCUGGCUCACCUCGGCGAGCUGCUGAGGGAGGCGGCGGUGUCACGGGAGCGAGAGAUUCUAGAGCAAGAUGAGAGAGACGGGAGGAAAAGUGCAGGUCCGAGUGAGAAGUUUGUGUAUACAGGUGCCGGGGCCUCCCACCCCACCCUGAGGUCACGAGGCAAGGUCGGGUUCAGUACCAUGGCAACGGACAGCACUGGGAAGGAGAAACCUCUGGUGGACAGGGAACUGGACGAGGAUGAUGAGACAGUGACUGGCAUCAUCACUGUGGACGUCGGACAGGCAGCGGCCAUGAAGGGAGUGAAAGAACUGGCAGAGUCGAUGUCACGCAAAGCACAGAGCUACGUCAGGAAACCUGUCUUCAAGUACUGUUACGAGUGUGGCCGGUCGGUGGGUGUGCGUCUGUCAGCCUGCACCAGAUGUAAGGAAGUGUACUACUGCAGUAAGGCCUGUAAACUCAAGGCUUGGAAUGCCAGGCACAAGGAGGAGUGCGUCAGGAUUGGAGGUAGGGAAGGUAGUCCAAAGAGUAGAGGGGACCGUACUCGCAUCGACAGCCCCACCCCAACCACCAACCCCAACCCCAACUCACGUGUCACCGUAGACCAGCUCAUGGGGAAAAGUCUCAGGAACAACACCACCACUAAAGGAGCCAAAAACACGCAGAACAAAACCAAAGCUAGUAGAAGCACAAUCAGUUCCGUCACCGGGUCUAAACUUAGCGAUGUCGGGAGGAAAGGUUUGAAGUUGGGGUCCAGAGGUGGCUUAAAGUCGUCGGAGACAUCCAGUGUGUCAAUUAAGGAGAAUUACAGUUUUAACUGAGACAAAUCAAUUAUGUGUCUAUCAGGGCUGUCUCCAGGACCCGUUCCUCCGUCCCAGGACUGAAACUUGCUUGUUGGGACAGAGAAAUGUUUCACCCAGUCCGUCCCCAAAGUCUAAACUUUAUGACAUGAAAUUGUUGAUAAUGUAUUUGUCAUAAGCUUAGAAUGACAAAUUUUACAACGCAAAUUGGCAACAUUGGCUACCACACAAUAAGUGGGACGGAAAAAAUUUAAAGCUGGAGAGAGCCCUGGUGCCGAUACUUUCAAAUUCUUUGCAAAGAAAGACCAGAGAUAUGCUUUGUCUUAGCCAAGUGAGAUUGCAUAUUAUUGUUACAUUCUGUGUAUGAUGUGCGAAAUACUUUGUGGGCUUAGUUUUAAAUGAAUUCUGAAUGGAUGCAAUCCGUCCACGUUUUGUAGCAUUGGUGCCAUCAAAGAAUCCCUCCAGGUAUGACUGUGAAAGAUGCUGCAUUUUUCAAACUAAGACCACUAACAGUAUGUAUAUAAUAUUGAAAAAUAGAUUUAUUUUGUAGUAAAAUAAGGGAUAAGUACUUUAUGACUUUGAAUAUACAUGUAAAUGUAUAUGAAGAAUUGACUGUUGGGCCUUUUAGUCCCAUGCAUGUGUGUGAGUGACCACUGACCAAGCAAUUUCUUGUAUCAUCGAAUUUCUACAAUGGUUCCCACGCCGGCCCUGUGAGUAACAGGCUAGUAUGUGCCACACAGGGAUGUCGAUCUCGGAGAUUCGAGGACGAAUCUUGAAAAGAAAAGGGGGAGUAGUGUAACAGUGGGGUUCUAGCGCUGCCAAACUGACCACGCCAACAGCUCUUGAGCUUUUGGUGUUGUGGUUAGCACGUUGGAUUUGUGAUCCGGCUGCCCGGGUUCGGCGCGGGUUCGAAUCCCGGGAGUCGGGAUGUCGUUUAUUUCUGUUCUUACUCGCCCCUCUGAAUUUCUACAAAGUUUCGCAAAAUUUGAAUCUUGUUUAAUGCUGUACAUCUAUGUAACAUUACAGUUUCGAAAAGAAUAUUAAGUGUAGUGAUUACAUAUGUGAUCAUGUCUAUGAUUGAAAUGUUUUUUGAAUUAGGAAAAAGAUUUAUGAUUGUUGAAUAUGAGGGCUACCAAAUAUUGACAAGAUAAUUCCUUCUACCAUUGAAUUAUCGGUAUUUCAGAUUGUUUGAGUCUUAUUCAUUGUUUAUAGAUUAUAUUACUCAUAACUUUAUAGAAUAUAUCUUUUAGACAAUGAGGUAAAGUUUUCUAUGAAGCAUUUUUUUCAUAUGUGUGAAUUUGAUAUUGCUUGAGCCACAUUGAGAUACCUUCGCAAGCUGUGAAGACAAGAUUGUGUGGAAUUAUGUGUAAGCAUUGACUAUCUAUCUAUCAUGUUUAUUCAUCAUUUGUGAAAGAAAAUAUCUGUAUGCAAUAUAUACAUGAACGUAUGAUACAGAGAAAUGUCAGAUUAUUGCUUAUGCUU